AUGAUUGGGUACGCAGCCAUUGCGAAGUCCAUGUCGGACUCCUCCGACCUCACCUCGUUCCGUAACUUCUUAGCUCUCAACUACCAGAAUCUCCUUUACCUGCAGGCAGAAUUGACUCAUCUAGAAGAACUAUGGAGGAGGACGGAGUGGGACAUCCAGGGGAGUCCGGAUAAUGACAAAAGGGAAAAGGCACCGCACGACUGGGCGAAACUCCAGAAAGACGAAGAGGCUUGGGCUCAGUUUACGCAGUUGAGAGGCAAGUUGAAGGAAUACAACGAAGCCCUGAUCCAGCAGCACAUGAUCUCGCACUUCGACAAGCCGUCUAAGCAGAGCUUGAAAGCCCUGAAUCAUAUUCUGGACGACAAUUCGAAAGCUGCGGUCCUAAUCGGAAAGGAUCAUAAAACGUGGUCGGACAAAGAAACAUUAAAAGACCUGGUCACCGUCGGUCCCGUGGAGAGACUUGACAUGAUUUCAAGAUUUCUAGUAAGAUUAUAUCUCGCCCUGAAAUACAAAGUCCUUGGCAGAUUUUUCCAUGAGAGCCGUGGCGUCGUUCGCUUCGAAAGUAGCCAGCUUCUUCUGCCAACCAAGGUCCCAAGUGUCGUCCUAUCUUCGUUAUUACCUAUCGCGGCUAUAUCCGUCCUGUGUCUCGUACAGUCGACGUGGCGAAGACUGCUGAUUCUCGCUGGUUUCACGUCAACCUUUUCAUUGGUAUUAUCGUUGAUCAGCGCGGAGUCUAAACGAUCGGAAUUAUUUUCUGUUACGGCUGCCUUUACUGCUGUUUUGGUGGUCUUUAUUGGCACGAAUACGGAGAAAGUGGAAACCGCCUCAAGUUAG
Molecule: messenger RNA, 834 nt
Organism: Daldinia caldariorum
Lineage: Eukaryota; Fungi; Ascomycota; Sordariomycetes; Xylariales; Hypoxylaceae
Exons: 3
Coding region: 1-834 (277 amino acids)
Source: RefSeq, a predicted model, not a curated record